CUUCCAUAAUUACACUCGAUGUAUUACAACCAUAUAUUAGACUACUUUAUUUUACUCGUUUUUGGACUACUUUUUUGGCUUUUGAAUCAGUCAUUGUAAAUAAAAUUAAUCUAUGUUGUUUGGGAAAUGAUGGACUCUGUGGAAAAUCUCUCCCAAAAAAGUGCCCAAGAGAUGAGACAGAUGAAGGUUCCAAUGCCACUAAAGGCAGUGAACAGUAUGAUAUAGAAGGAGAUGAUGAUGGCUUUGCAAGCUAUGGGUUUUAUCUCAAUAUAGGGAUCGGAUAUUUUGUAGGAUUCUGAGGACUUUAUGGCCCUUUAUUGCUCAAACGUUCUUGGAGAAACACCUAUUUUUAAGUUCUUGAAUGAUACAGAAGAGUGGAUCUACUCAAAAACUAGAGCAUCUAAAACAAGACCAACGCAGAAGAGACAUUAAGUUAGAAGUGAAAAUGGACCCGAAAACCCACGCCAACGAAAGCACGUGACGCAUCAAAGAUGACUAAAAGCUUAAUCGGAAAAGUACGCGGCGGCAAGGGGAUACGAAGAUCAAGAGGACAUGUACAUUUAGUCAAUUACGUUAUGAUUGAAUAAAUAAAACGAUUGUCCAGGAGAAACAAACCUUGGAAUAUCGAAAGUUUUCUUAACUUUCUUCAAUGGGGCUUGAGCCAAUUUCGUGGAAGAGAUGGAAUAAAAAGACAAUUUUACUAAUUAGUGCGCGUAUGCAAUAUGUACAUGGACGUGUCAAAAAGUAAGCCAAAUUAGUUAGGAAUAAUAUAUACAAAUAGAAGUUGAGUGUGUAAAAGCUUCACAGUGUCUAUGAUUUUUCUUUUUCUUUUUUUCUUUUUUUUUAAUUAUGCGGUUGAGAAUUAACAUCUCUCCUCCACAUUAUAUCACGUCUGGCGGACCGAAAUCAUUUUACUCGUUUUCAGAAUAAUUUAUUUUACUCGUCUUUCGACUUCUCUCAAUUUAAAGUACAUCAAAUAUUAUUAACUCUCCCAUUUACGAAUUACUCAUGCAUUACAGCCAUAUAUCCAUGGGUGGUUGUUUUCGCGAGCUCUUGCUGACACUCGUGCUUGUAUCAAUUAUAGCAGGCACAGUUUCAGUUUUGGGUUCAAGUUUUGGUACUAAUUAUUCCAACAACAUUCGGUGCAUCGAGAAGGAGAGGCAAGCACUCCUCAAGUUCAAACGGGGCCUUGAAGAUGAAGGAGGUGUGCUUUCUUCCUGGGGAAGCACUGAAGAUUGUUGCACAUCUUGGAAAGGAGUCCGAUGCAGUAAUUCAACAGGUCAUGUUAUCAUGCUUGAUCUGCACUCAGAGAAGACUUGCUAUUACGACUUCUAUGUUGAAAACGAAACCUGCAUCUUAAGUGGUGAGAUGAACACUGCACUGUUGGAGUUGAAAUAUCUGAAUUAUUUAGACUUGAGUUUCCGAUAUUUCAAUAACACCAACUUCCUAGAGUUGAUCACUUCCUUCUCUAAUUUGAGAUAUCUAAAUCUCUCUUAUGGUGGUUUGAGUGGAACAAUACCAAACCAGUUUGGAAAUUUGUCGAAUUUAAUUUCACUUGAUCUCAGGGGAAACACUGACUUGGAGGCCAAAAAUCUCGAUUGGCUCUCCCAUCUUCCAUCUCUGAGACACUUGGACAUGGACGGUGUGAAUCUAAGCAAGGCUGUGGAUUGGCUGCAAGUGGCUAACAUGCUCCCUUCUCUACAGCAUUUGAGUCUAAGAGAAUGUGGGCUUUCCAUUGUGACUCCUCCUCCAACUCUAUUUAAUAUUAAUUCCUCUGCUUCACUUUCAUUCCUUGAUCUCAGUGAUAACCAAAUCACCUCCAUGAUAUUUCCUUCGUUGUUGAGACAUGCCAACAGCCUUGUUUUUCUUGACCUCUCUUUUAAUGAUUUACGCGGUUCAUUUCCACAUCACACUUUGGAGAAAGCAAUAUCACUUGUUCAUCUCGAUCUUUCUUACAAUCACCUAGAAAGGAUAGUACCAAAAUCCUUGGAGAAUUUUCAGAGUCUGCAGGUACUUAAUUUAUCAUCAAAUAAUCUCAGUGGAGAGGUGCUUAUUGAUUUUGCAAAACUCCCAUCCUUGAAGGAGUUGCGUUUGUCCAACAAUCACUUAAAUGGGAAUCUCCCCUUAAGUGUAGGGAAGCUGUCCAAGCUUGAGGUUUUGGAUGUUUCUUCAAAUUCUUUGGAUGGCACCAUCACCCAAGCCCACUUGUUGAAUUUCUCCCUCCUAAAAGAGUUGGAUUUCUCUUACAAUUCAUUCUCAUUGAACUUCAGUCCAGCUUGGGUUCCCACAUUUCAAUUGGACACUUUGAGAUUGAGCUCCUGCAGAAUAUUGGGAUCAGCAUUUCCUCAAUGGCUCCAAACCCAAAAGAAUUUGUCGUACCUUGAUAUCACUAAUGCAGGUAUUUCAGACAUCAUUCCCGAAAGGUUUUGGGACAUAUCUUAUAAGUUGAGAUAUUUGAAUCUAUCUUACAACCAGAUCAAGGGCACGGUGCCAGACUUGUCCUCAAGGUUUGUUGGUUUCCCUGGUAUGGAUUUGAGUCAUAAGAAGUUCAGUGGUCCUCUAUCAGCAUUUCCUUCAAAUAUAACAACACUAAAUCUCUCCAAUAAUUCAUUCCAUGGAUCUGUAUACUUCUUAUGUACAAUGAGUACUGUAACUUUAAAUUACUUGGACCUUCCCAAUAAUUUGCUGUUUGGAAGCCUUCCCGACUGUUGGACAGCAUUAGACAAGUUGGUUGUGCUUAAUAUGGCAAAUAAUAAUUUGUCUGGGACAAUUCCUAAUUCGAUAGGAUUGGCUCAACGAAUUAAUACAUUGCAUUUAGGCAACAACAGUUUUGUUGGGGAACUACCUUAUUCUUUGGGCGAAUGCAAGAGAUUGGAGGUAAUAGAUGUCGGAGAAAACAGAUUAACUGGAAGCAUACCAGCAUGGGUUGGGGAAACAGAAUACUUAAGGAUUCUUGUCCUACGUUCAAACUUGUUCAGUGGAAGCAUACCUCCGGAGUUAAGUCAUCUAACAUCUCUUCAGGUGUUGGAUCUUUCUCAUAACAAAAUUUCAGGAGCUAUACCACAAUGCCUCAAUAACAUCACCUCCAUGGCUGAACAACAUAGCCCAUUUGAUGGAACAAUAGGAUAUUCUUAUGCCUCGACCUACAUAUACUACAAUGCAGACGGAUCUGCUGGAUAUUAUGUUUCUGAAUAUAUCGACAACGUUCUCCUGAUACUAAAGAAAAUGGGGCUAGUUUAUAGUAAAAAUCUUGGACUAGUAAAAGCCAUGGAUCUUUCAAGUAACAACUUAACAGGGUACAUUCCAGUUGAACUAACAAAUCUUACUGGACUUAUCGGUUUGAAUCUGUCCGGAAAUUGGUUGACAGGAACCAUCCCUCAAGAAAUUAGCAAGUUGAAGCAACUGGAUUCUCCCGACUUAUCAAGGAAUCAACUUUCAGGUGGAAUCUUUUCUAGCCUGUCCCAUUUGACCCAUCUAGGUACCUUGGAUUUGUCUCAUAACAAUCUGUCAGGUAGAAUACCAACUAUUACACAACUGCAGGGCUUCAACAAAUCUGCAUUCGAAGAAAAUCCAGAUCUUUGUGGCGUCCCCCUUCCAAAGAAGUGUCCUGGAGAUGAGGAACCUGACAUACCAGAAGUUGCAAAUACUAAUAUUGAACAUUCAUGGUUUUGUUACCAGAGCGCAGGAAUUGGAUUCAUUCUGUCGUUUUCGGGAGUUUGUGGAUUGUUACUGCUGAAUGUAUGUUGGAAUCAUUCUUAUGCUCAGUACAUAGACGAAUUGGGAGCCAGAUUUCAUGUCAGAAUCACUGGUGGGUAAGCCAUAAAUUCAUGGCUGAAAUUACUUGAGUGUUAUUAGCCUAAGUGCAUACUUGUUCAGUGAAACUAUGGUUGCCACGGUCUUUGCGAGAAUAACUUCUGCAUGCAAGCUUUGUUUUAUUUUUUCUUUGUGUGUGCUCAUCCUUUUUUUUGUAGUAGUGUUAUGUAAUUCGUCUUUCAAGUUUUGAUUUGCUUUCUAGUCUAGCAUGGGAAAUUUGUAACAUAUAAAGAAAUUGUUGCAUUAUGCUUGUUAGCCAAUUAUUUAUAGGAAUUUCAUCCAUAA
Ziziphus jujuba (common jujube) is the source of this 4098-nucleotide messenger RNA. Its product is annotated as receptor-like protein EIX2. NCBI's taxonomy places the organism in Eukaryota, Viridiplantae, Streptophyta, Magnoliopsida, Rosales, Rhamnaceae. Bases 1009 to 3816 code for a protein of 935 amino acids. Gene Ontology annotation, molecular function: protein binding. The transcript has 2 exons. The record is from RefSeq and is a predicted model, not a curated record.